Colletotrichum orchidophilum is the source of this 1029-nucleotide messenger RNA. RefSeq names its product methyltransferase. The transcript has 6 exons. Lineage: Eukaryota; Fungi; Ascomycota; Sordariomycetes; Glomerellales; Glomerellaceae. The record is from RefSeq and is a predicted model, not a curated record. The coding region runs from base 1 to 1029 and encodes 342 amino acids.
AUGAACAUGGAUUGGCUCCUCGACAGCGGCUACCUACCCCACACCGUCAUCAGGAUAGGCAUCCGGCGCCAGCUCCAGGAACGUCUCGACUCCAUCGCGAGCACGUCCCUCAGCCUUGACUACGAGCGCAAGAUGACAUUCAUCGAGAAGCUGCGCACCCAACCCAUUGCGAUUGAGACCGCUACGGCCAACAAGCAGCACUACGAGGUCGGCACCGGCGUCCUCGCCGCAUGCCUAGGCCCACGCAUGAAGUACUCGUGCUGUCUGUACCCCAAGGGCGGCGAGACGCUGGCUCAGGCAGAAGUUGCCAUGUUACAGACAUAUGUUCAAAAGGCUGAAUUAACAGAUGGUAUGAGCAUCUUAGAUCUCGGCUGCGGUUGGGGAUCGGGUGCGCUAUACUUCGCUGAGGUACUUCCCAACUCGAAGGUUACGGCCUUUUCCAACUCCAGGACGCAAAAGGAGUAUAUUGAUGGCAAAGCCAAGGAGAAGGGGUUGGCCAAUCUCACAGUCAUCACAGGCAACGUUGUUGAUUAUGAAUUUGAGCGGGAGUCUUUCGACAGAGUCGUCUCGAUUGAGCUAUUCGAACACAUGAAGAACUAUGAGCUUCUCAUGGCCAAGGUUAGCCGGGCCUUAAAGCCUGGUGGGAAACUUUUUGUUCACAUCUUUGCCCACAAGACUACACCGUACGAUUACGAGGAGGGUUGGAUGACGACGUAUUUCUUCACAGGAGGUACAAUGCCUUGCACUGACCUGCUCCUAUUCUUCCAACGAGACCUCAAGAUUCAGAAGCAAUGGUGGGUCAGCGGACAACAUUACUCCAAGACGUGCGAGCACUGGCUGAGCAAGAUGCUUGCACACAGGAAGGAGAUCUGGCCGCACCUGAUUGAGACUUAUGGUGAGCAGAAUGCUAGCGUAUGGUACAAUAGGUGGCAGAUUUUCUACUUGGCAUGUUCCGAGCUGUUCGCCUACCAAGGCGGGGACACUUGGGGUGUGUCGCACUACCUCUUCGAAAAGCCCAGCACUCAAUAG